AUGUCCCUCGUUGUUCCUGAAGCACACCAGCAGUUCCAGCACAUUCUCCGUCUGCUCAACACUAAUGUUGACGGAAAGCGCAAGAUUAUGUACGCUCUGACGGAGAUUAAGGGUGUUGGACGUCGUUACUCCAACCUUGUUUGCAAGAAGGCAGAUGUUGAUCUCAACAAGCGUGCCGGUGAAUUGAACUCUGAUGAGCUUGAGCGUAUUGUCACGAUUAUCCAAAAUCCCACUCAAUUCAAAAUUCCCACAUGGUUCCUGAACAGACAGAAGGAUAUCGUAGAUGGCAAGGACUCACAGAUCCUUUCCAACGGUGUCGAUUCGAAGUUGCGUGAUGACCUCGAGCGAUUGAAGAAGAUUCGGGCCCAUCGUGGUCUCAGACACUUCUGGGGCCUGCGGGUGCGUGGUCAGCACACAAAAACUACUGGCCGUCGCGGGAAAACGGUCGGUGUGUCGAAGAAACGGGGUUAG
Molecule: messenger RNA, 471 nt
Organism: Suillus subaureus
Lineage: Eukaryota; Fungi; Basidiomycota; Agaricomycetes; Boletales; Suillaceae
Product: ribosomal protein S13
Exons: 4
Coding region: 1-471 (156 amino acids)
Biological process (GO): translation
Cellular component (GO): cytosol; small ribosomal subunit; ribosome
Molecular function (GO): RNA binding; structural constituent of ribosome
Source: RefSeq, a predicted model, not a curated record